AUGAUUGAAGGAAGACUUCUAAAAGCAGAUGCAACAUCCUAUGCUAACUCAGAUGCUAUAACACUAGCAAAUAAUGGAAUCAUGCACUUAUUUCAAAGAAUUGAUUAUCAACUAUCAAAUGAAAUGGUAGAGCAAGUUAAUUUUCCAGGCCAAGCAACUACAAUGCUUGGAAUUUUAAAAUAUACAAAUGACUUUCAACUAUCAAAAGGAAUGAAUCAAUUAUGGCAUAAAGAUAGUGGAACAUCAGCAAGUUAUGCAGAUAACUUAGGAUUUUCAAUAAGACAAUCAUAUAUAAUUCAGAAACCGACUGCAAAAGGAUCAUUUUCAUUUUAUAUUCCUUUAAGACAUAUUUUUGGAUUCUGUGAUGAUUAUGAUAAAGUUCUUUAUGGAUUUCAACAUACAAUUACCUUUACAAGAAAAAGUGAUGAUAGUGCAAUUUAUAGAGCUUCUGGAGUAGCUGCAGUUUUCGUUCAAGAUACUGUGAAAUGGCAGUUACAUACUUUAUUUGAUUGGAAUAUAGGAUUAAGAACUACUGAAACACCUAGAUAUGUAAUUGUAGGAUUUCAAACAAACAAAGAUAAUGAUCAAACACAAAACCCUUCAUCAUUUGAUCAUUGUGACUUGCAAGAUAUAUGGGUUGAACUAGGUACAACAAAAUAUCCUUACUCAGGUUAUUUAUUAUCUUUUCCAAAUAUGCAAUUCUCAAGGAUUUAUGAAGAAGCUAUAUCAUUUGCAAAUAAUUAUUAUAACGUACCAGAUCCAAUACAACUAGGAAACAUGACACCUUCAGACUAUAGAGAUUUAUAUCCAAUUAUGGUUUUUGAUAUAAGCAAUCAAGACAGAAAUACUUCAAGUACAAUGAGUACCAUUUAUAUUAAAUCUAAAUUUAAUACAGCUGUUCCAGCAAAUACUAAAGCGUAUGCUCUAAUCAUAUCUGAUAGAUUAGCAAAACUUGUUUCAAAUGGAGAAAAUUUAUUAUUUGAACGCUAA
This is a messenger RNA of Hydra vulgaris (swiftwater hydra), 990 nucleotides long. The record is from RefSeq and is a predicted model, not a curated record. NCBI's taxonomy places the organism in Eukaryota, Metazoa, Cnidaria, Hydrozoa, Anthoathecata, Hydridae.